Sugiyamaella lignohabitans is the source of this 1662-nucleotide messenger RNA. RefSeq names its product bifunctional 2-aminoadipate transaminase/aromatic-amino-acid:2-oxoglutarate transaminase (gene ARO8). Gene Ontology annotation, molecular function: transaminase activity; pyridoxal phosphate binding. Gene Ontology annotation, biological process: biosynthetic process. The transcript has a single exon. The record is from RefSeq and is a predicted model, not a curated record. Bases 1 to 1662 code for a protein of 553 amino acids. NCBI's taxonomy places the organism in Eukaryota, Fungi, Ascomycota, Dipodascomycetes, Dipodascales, Trichomonascaceae.
AUGGUUACUAACAAUGAAAUAGGACUCCCGCAUUACUCUUACUUUCCGUAUGACACUUUGGAGGCGGCGGUAGCCCAACCACAUCGGUUUUCGGGCAGUGAUAAGGGACGGGCCCAGAGCAGUCAUAUCGUAGUGCCAAAGGUGGACAGCAGCGGUGUCAAUGCUUCUCCGUUAGAUAUUGCCACCGUUUUGCAAUAUGGAACUGCUCAGGGAAUCCCUGUGCUUUACGAGUGGCUCAAGGAGUUUACUACUAAGAAUCUGCAUCCCAAUAUCCCAUAUGAUGGAGGGGCCGAUAUUAUUCUGUCAUGUGGAAACACUGAUGGUAUGCACAAGACUCUGGCUACACUGGCAAAUGAUUGGUCUCCUGCUAGAAACGAUGUCAGUGAGAGAGAAGGUUUGCUGGUUGAGAAGUUUUGUUACAUGAGUGCAGUUGAUUCUGCCAAGUUUAAAGGACUGAAUAUCGUUCCUGUAGACAUUGAUUACCAGGGCUUACUAGCCGACAGUUUGGAGUUUGUAUUGGCCAACUGGGAUUAUAGUAUUGGCAAGCGCCCUCAUUUACUGUAUACAGUUUCUACGGGACAGAAUCCAACUGGUGGCGUUGUUUCUGUUGAAAGAAGAAAGGAAAUCUACAAAGUGUGUAGCAAGUAUGAUGUGGUCAUUAUUGAAGACGAACCUUACUGGUUCUUACAAUAUCCUGCUGCAGACGAGGAGGAUCCCAACCCACCAAGCACUGAUCCAGGUUCUACAGAUGGUCAUGCUGGUACGAAGAAGUCUUCUGGUUAUGAGUUCCUUGAUUCACUUGUUCAGAGCUAUUUGGAAAUUGAUACUGAUGGACGGGUGGUAAGACUUGACACGUUCUCAAAGAAUGUGGCUCCUGGAUGCCGUUUAGGUUGGAUUACUGCCCAGCCUGCUGUCAUUGAGAGAAUCACAAGAAUGACUGAGGGGUCUACACAACAGCCAUCGGGUUUUGUGCAGUCGAUGAUUGCCAAGCUUGUUGGGGCUGGGGCACCCAACUCUUCUGCUGUAUCUGAAACUGGUCCCGGAAGCUUUGUGAGCACAUUGGCUCGGUCCAAACGAGAACCUGUGCCAGAAGCAGCCAGCUGGUCUUUUGACGGCUGGGUGCAAUGGCUCAGCGGUCUCCGUGACCAGUACCAGCGUAGAAUGGUAGUGAUGUGCCAAGCUCUGGAUGACGCCAAGAUCUCAGUUGACGAGAUGUCUGACGAACAAGGCUGGACUUCGGUGUCUAAUUUGGAAAAUGUCUACUACGACUUCGACUGGCCCCGUGCCGGCAUGUUUGUCUGGCUCAAGGUGCAUUUAGACAAGCAUCCUCUGGCCUCCAACUCAUAUUCUAAUGAAGAACUAUCCACUGCAUUGUGGGUCUGGAUGACACGAGCUCCUAAUCUGGUUCUCGUUUCUCCUGGCCGUAUGUUCAGCCCCGCUGAGAGUCUCAUUGAGGAUGCCAGUUUAUACUUCCGUUUAUGUUUUGCUGCUAUUGCCGAGGACGAACUCAAGGCAUCAUCUCAGCGUAUCGCAUCGGCCAUCCACAGCUUCUGGUCCGUAGAUGAAGACACUGUUGAAGAGCUGAUUGAUUCGACUCGCGACAUCGAAUCCAACGACCUCAACUUCGACCCUACUUCUUUCAAAUCCGUUUUUGGCUGCUAA